Molecule: messenger RNA, 1678 nt
Organism: Daucus carota subsp. sativus
Lineage: Eukaryota; Viridiplantae; Streptophyta; Magnoliopsida; Apiales; Apiaceae
Product: casein kinase II subunit alpha-2
Exons: 10
Coding region: 106-1359 (417 amino acids)
Biological process (GO): peptidyl-serine phosphorylation; peptidyl-threonine phosphorylation; regulation of cell cycle
Cellular component (GO): protein kinase CK2 complex; nucleus; cytosol
Molecular function (GO): ATP binding; protein serine/threonine kinase activity
Source: RefSeq, a predicted model, not a curated record
AGAAAAAAGAAAAAAUAUAGAAAGAAAAAAAGAUAGAUAAGCAAAGGAGAGAGAGUUGAAUCUGGAGUCAUCAUCAUUAUAAAACAAAACCAAACCCUCCGUUUGAUGGCCGUAAGGCCUCUCCUUGAAAACAUCCAUAUCAUCUCUCCCAUUCGCCGUUCUAAUCUCUCUUAUUCUUCUUUUCCGUUAUCUCGUCUCCGUCAAAUCGCCCGCUUUUCGUCUCUCCCCGAAAAUAUCGUGAAGCCUCAAUCGGUUUCGCCGCCGCCGCAGCCGUCGCUGAACCAUCGUGUACGACCGUCGAUUUCGCAGACCGAAACGCUGGCGCAGAAGAUCGGGAAAUCUAUUCGCCGCCCUGGCGCGCCGUCCAAGGCUAGGGUUUACUCCGACAUCAAUGUCAUUCGGCCUAAGGAGUAUUGGGAUUACGAGGCUGUUACUGUUCAAUGGGGGGAGCAAGACGAUUAUGAGGUUGUAAGGAAAGUUGGGAGGGGAAAGUAUAGCGAGGUUUUUGAGGGAUUUCAUUGCAGUAACAAUGAGAAGUGCAUCAUUAAGAUUCUCAAGCCUGUUAAGAAGAAGAAGAUCAAAAGGGAGAUUAAAAUACUGCAGAACCUCUGUGGUGGGCCAAACAUUGUGAAAUUGCUGGAUAUUGUUAGAGAUCAGCAAUCGAAGACUCCAAGUUUGAUAUUUGAAUACGUGAAUAAUACCGAUUUUAAAGUGUUGUAUCCAACACUUUCUGACUUUGACAUUCGGUAUUAUAUCUAUGAACUUCUCAAGGCAUUAGAUUACUGCCAUUCUCAAGGCAUUAUGCAUCGAGACGUGAAGCCCCAUAAUGUGAUGAUUGAUCACGAGCAGCGAAAGCUUCGUCUUAUUGAUUGGGGUCUUGCAGAGUUCUAUCAUCCUGGCAAGGAAUAUAAUGUCCGUGUUGCUUCAAGAUAUUUUAAAGGUCCUGAACUUUUGGUUGAUCUGCAGGACUAUGAUUAUUCUUUAGAUUUGUGGAGCCUGGGUUGUAUGUUUGCUGGGAUGAUAUUCCGCAAGGAACCAUUCUUUUAUGGGCAUGACAAUUAUGAUCAACUUGUCAAAAUUGCCAAGGUGUUGGGGACAGAAGAAUUAAAUUCUUAUUUAAACAAGUACCGGUUAGAGUUAGACCCGAAUCUUGCAGCACUUGUUGGAAGGCAUAGCCGGAAACCUUGGACGAAAUUUAUUAAUGCUGAUAAUCAGCAUAUAGCUGUCCCUGAGGCUGUUGAUUUCCUUGACAAGUUGCUGCGUUAUGAUCAUCAGGAAAGGCCAACUGCAAAAGAAGCAAUGGCCCAUCCUUAUUUCUUUCCAGUGAGAAAUGCAGAGAGCAACAGAACCCGUGCAUAGUGGAAUAGAUGCUAGCUCUUUGGAGAAGUGUCUAUCACUUAUUCCUCAUCUUGUAAUAUUAUCAGUCUACAUGCAGUGAUUUGGUUAUGUUCGCAUUUAUUUUUCCAAAAAUCUUGUGGUUUUUAUGUCAGGUUUGUUUUAAAACAGUUGUCUACAUUGCACUGUGUUCUGAAGAUCAAGAAUGAAUUAUUUUCUUGAUUGCAUAGAUUUUUUGGUUUCAUUUGUUGUUUGGAAAUUAACUGGUAUGAGCAACGAACAGAUGUUACAAGGAAAUGUUCCCGUUUUUUGAUAAGUAUGGAAUGAUGCUUAUUAUGUAUUA